GAAGCGAGGACUCCGGGGACGUGGGGGAAAGCUCGGUCCCCGCCUCCCCACCCACCCCGCGAGAUGCAGCAGCUAGAGCUCACCGCGAUCGCCGGCUUCCCAGCCACCAGCUCCCGCCCACAAGAAACAUGGCCGCCGGAGCGUCGGCUGCAAUACUACGACGGCUCUCGCGAGACUUGGAUCUCCCUAUAUCCGGCGCUGUUUGGGCCGCUUCCGGCCUCUUGGCUCCCAGCUCGUGGGUGGUGAAGGUGCAACUUCUUUCGGUCGUCCCGAAUCCGGGUUCAUCCGACACCGAGCAGCCACCCCGCAGCCUUCAGGCCGAGCCUCCACUUUCGUCGCAGCCAUGCCGCCCAAGUUUGACCCUAAUGAAAUUAAAGUCGUGUUUUUAAGGUGUACUGGUGGUGAAGUUGGUGCCACAUCUGCCCUGGCCCCCAAAAUUGGUCCCUUGGGUUUGUCUCCAAAAAAGGUUGGUGAUGACAUUGCCAAGGCAACUGGUGACUGGAAAGGGCUAAGGAUCACAGUGAAACUUACCAUUCAGAAUAGACAGGCCCAGAUUGAGGUAGUGCCUUCUGCCUCAGCCCUGAUCAUCAAAGCCCUAAAAGAACCACCUCGGGACAGAAAGAAGCAGAAAAAUAUUAAACACAAUGGAAACAUCAGUCUUGAUGAAAUCAUCAACAUUGCCCGACAGAUGAGACACCGAUCCCUGGCAAGAGACCUCUCUGGAACCAUUAAAGAGAUACUUGGAACAGCUCAAUCUGUGGGCUGUAAUAUUGAUGGCAGACAUCCUCAUGAUGUCAUUGAUGACAUCAAUAGUGGGGCUGUGGAAUGCCCAGCUAGUUAAGCCACAAGUGGAGACUAUUGCAAUAAAUUAACAUUUGACAACAGA
Monodelphis domestica (gray short-tailed opossum) is the source of this 886-nucleotide messenger RNA. It is a transcript of the gene RPL12, whose product is annotated as ribosomal protein L12. Gene Ontology annotation, cellular component: cytosolic large ribosomal subunit; ribosome. The record is from RefSeq and is a predicted model, not a curated record. Gene Ontology annotation, molecular function: large ribosomal subunit rRNA binding; structural constituent of ribosome. Lineage: Eukaryota; Metazoa; Chordata; Mammalia; Didelphimorphia; Didelphidae. Gene Ontology annotation, biological process: translation.